Molecule: messenger RNA, 2624 nt
Organism: Mauremys mutica (yellowpond turtle)
Lineage: Eukaryota; Metazoa; Chordata; Testudines; Geoemydidae
Product: unconventional myosin-Vb-like
Exons: 13
Coding region: 1-1833 (610 amino acids)
Molecular function (GO): GTPase binding
Source: RefSeq, a predicted model, not a curated record
AUGACAUCCAAUCUGAAGGAAGAGAAGGACGCUCUCAACCAGCAGAUCAUGGAGCAGUCGCAGGAGCUGGAAGACCAGCUGCGCCGGCGCGCGGCGGAGAGCCAGGAGCUGCUGUGCCAGCUGGAGGGGGAGAGGGCUCGCUACCAGAACCUGGUGAAGGAGCGCGCCCGCCUGGAGCAGUGCUGCGAGAACCUGCAGGAUGAGGUGGCCUUCCAGAAGCAGAACAUUGCGGAGAUCCUGGGGUUGAACAGGAGCCCGGAGAAGAUGGUGGAGGAAGACUCCAUGAUGGAGGAAGACUUGAAAUAUGGGUAUGAUGCUGCCCGGGUCUCCAAUAAGCUACUCGAGAGCCAGCUGCAGGAGCAGCAGCAGGAGCUGGAAGGUCUCCGCCUGGACGCCUGCUCCCUGAAGCAGCUGAGCAAGCAGCAGCAGAGCCUGAUCCAGGACCUGCAACUGCAGCAGGAGGAGGGCGGGCUCCAGCACCAGCUCGUCCAGCUGAAGAGAGAGAACCUGGAUCUGAAGGGUCAGCUGGAGAGGCAGGAGAAGAACAUGCUCAAGCUUCAGAAGCAGCUGCAAACCAACAUGAAGCAAAUCCAGGAUCUCACAGCAAGCGGAGAGGCCCGGUUGCUGGAGCAGAAGGUGAAGGUGGAAGAGAUGGAAAGGCCCUUCGAUGUCCCGUGCCCAGCGGGGGCAUUCGGGGGCAUGCUGGGGUGCAAAGCAGAGGAUGAAGGGCGCCUCAUCAGGACCAUCAUCACAGAUUUCAAACCGCAGCACAGCCCCGGCGCCCUCCCCACGCUGCCGGCCUACGUCCUGUUCAUGUGCUUCCGGUACGCGGACUCCGGCCACGACGAGCACGGGAUCCGCUCGCUCUUCGCCGCCGUCGUCAGCGGCAUCAAGCAGGUGGUGAAGAAGCACAGCGAGGACUUCGGCGUGGUGGCGCUCUGGCUCGCCAACACCUGCUGCCUCACCAACUGCCUGAGACAGUACGGCGGGGACCAGAGCUACCGGCUGGCCAACACCCCCAAGCAGAACCAGCACUGCCUGGGGAACUUCGACCUUGCCAGCCACUGCCAGAGCCUGGGUGACCUGGCCAUCCAGAUCUACCAGCAGCUGAUCUGCAUGGCUCAGAAAAAACUGAAGCCCAUGAUUGUCGCCGCCAUGCUGGAGGGCAAGACCAUCCUGGGCUUGUCGUGGGCCAGAUCCACCAGUUACCGCAAGCAGCCGGCGGCUCCCGCCUACACACUGGACUCGCUCCUCCAGCAGCUCAGCUCCUUCCACGAGGAGCUGGGGAGGCACCAGCUGGAGCCCGUGGUCGUGGGCCAGGCCUUCCGGCAGCUCCUCUUCACCAUCAGCAGCAUGGCCCUCAACUACCUGCUCCUCAGGAGCAACGCCUGUUCCUGGAGCCAGGGCAUCCUGCUCAGCUGCAACGUGAGUCAGCUGGAGGAGUGGCUGCGGGCCAAGGGCCUCCAGCAGAGCGGCGCCAUGGAGGUCCUGCAGCCCCUCAUCCAGGCCGCCCAGCUGCUGCAGGUGAAGAAGACGACGCAGGAAGAUGCUGAGGCCAUCUGCUGCCUGUGCACGGCGCUGACCACUCCGCAGAUCGUGAAGAUCCUGCAGGCCUACACGCCCGCCGCCGGGCUGGAGGAGCACGUCAGCCCCAGCUUCAUAAGCAGCGUAGAGAACCGGCUGGCGGAGCGAACUCCAGCUGGCCCCUGCCAGCUGCUGGUGGACACGGCUCACCUGUUCCCCGUGCACCUGCCCUUCUCCUGCUCUCCCGUGCAGCUGGAUGAGCUCUGCAUCCCUGACAGCAUUAACCUGACCUUCCUGACCCGGGUCUGAGUGCCGCCGCAGCGAUGCUCCUGGGGAAGAUGCGGUCUCACAACCGUGUGCAGGGUACUGGCUGCCGUGCCCUAGACAUACCCUUUUUCCUUGGAAAGGAGCCAGCGGCUCAGGCUGAAAUUUCAGGGUGCUGGCAUGAGGCUACAGCUCCAGAAACGGCCCCUUCUAAAAUUCAAAACUCGGGCAGGAAUUUCCUCUCGGAAACGUCCGCUUGCCCAGCUCUGCCGCAUGCCCGGCACGUCCCUCCCUGCUCGGAGCCCGAGGGCUGUUUGCAACGGGCCCUCGGGGAAUGCUGUGCAGGGGGGGUAAAGGUGCUUCCCUCACACGCCCGGGUCUGCACGCCAUAGCCGAGCGGGGCAAUGCGGGGCGCCCGUGCUGUGGGCUGCGCCAUCGCUGACUGACCCACCUCCUCUGAAACUGCAGUGCUCCCUGGCGGUGUGGGGGGGCGGGUUUACGGCACAUGGGGCAGCAUCUGAGCACUUGGGAGCAGGUUUAAAAGCAUGUCCUGAGUGUGGCUGGCUGGGCAGGGAGUCCCCACUGCUGCUGAGUGAGGAAGCAGCUGCCAGGUGGAGCCAGGUUAGGGGGCUUGUCCUCCUUGCUGCAGGCGGCUGCUCUUGACCCAGUACCCACUGGGCAUCCAUGGGUGUCUCUGGGGGGUGCUGUUCCUGCCCCCUCAGCUGCUAGGGCCUGGGGGAGAGAAGCCAGGCCUGGGGGCUGCCUGCCCAGCAGCUGGGGGUGGGAGAGGAGCUCUCUUCAUGUGGCCUGUGUUCAGUGAAACGCCUUUUAAAAAU